This is a messenger RNA of Cuculus canorus (common cuckoo), 1617 nucleotides long. It is a transcript of the gene NUP35, whose product is annotated as nucleoporin 35. Gene Ontology annotation, cellular component: nuclear pore central transport channel; nuclear membrane; nuclear pore nuclear basket. The transcript has 9 exons. Gene Ontology annotation, biological process: regulation of DNA-templated transcription; nuclear pore organization; NLS-bearing protein import into nucleus. The coding region runs from base 105 to 1067 and encodes 320 amino acids. The record is from RefSeq and is a predicted model, not a curated record. NCBI's taxonomy places the organism in Eukaryota, Metazoa, Chordata, Aves, Cuculiformes, Cuculidae. Gene Ontology annotation, molecular function: structural constituent of nuclear pore; single-stranded DNA binding; phospholipid binding.
UCCCGGAAGUGACGGCGGUGUUUCCGGCGGGUUUGAACGCGGCCGGCGGAGGAGCCGCGUCCCGCUUCCCGCCGCCCGCCCGGGCCCGCGUGGCCGCCCUCGCCAUGGACCCGCCCGCAGGAGCUGAGCCGAUGACUCUUGGCUCCCCGACAUCUCCAAAGUCAGGAGCUAGUGCUCAGUUUCUUCCUGGAUUCCUGAUGGGUGAUCUACCUGCGCCAGUGACCCCGCAGCCGCGGACUUUGAGCGGCCCUUCGGUUGGUGUAAUGGAAAUGAGGUCUCCGCUCCUUGCAGGAGGGUCUCCCCCACAGCCUGUAGUCCCUACGCAUAAAGAUAAAAGCGGAGCUCCACCUGUUAGAAGCAUAUAUGAUGAGAUGUCUAGUUCUGGGCUUGGAUCCUCACCUCUAACCUCAAGAAGACCAGCCAGCUUUUCUCUAACACAGAGCCCGUUGGCUGGAGUUAUGCCGUCAACCCCUGGAACAGCUUCGGGUGUAUUCAGUCCUGCAAGCAUUGGGCAGCCUAGGAAGACUACUCUAUCUCCUGCUCAGCUAGAUCCUUUCUAUACUCAGGGUGAAUCCCUGACUUCAGAAGAUCAACUUGAUGAUACAUGGGUAACUGUAUUUGGAUUUCCUCAAGCAUCAGCUUCCUACGUUCUUCUGCAGUUUGCUCAGUAUGGAAACAUAUUAAAGCAUGUGAUGUCCAACACGGGAAACUGGAUGCAUAUUCGAUACCAGUCCAAGCUUCAAGCCCGGAAAGCCUUAAGCAAAGACGGAAGGAUUUUUGGCGAAUCUAUCAUGAUCGGUGUCAAGCCGUGCAUAGAUAAAAGCGUGAUGGAGAACUUUGAAAGAGGCUCUACAUCCCCCAUGUCUUCAGUUUUCACUCCUCCUACAAAAUCUGCCGGCACACCAGUACAACCUGCAAAUAGCACGACAAGGAUUUCUACCAUGAGACCUCUUGCAACAGCGUAUAAGGCUUCCACUAGUGACUAUCAGGUGGUUUCUGACAGACAAACUCCUAGGAAAGAUGAAAGUAUUGUAUCGAAAGCAAUGGAAUAUGUGUUUGGCUGGUAACACAUGGGAGGACUGUAACAUGCUGAGUUGGUCAGAGUUUGCGAUGUGCUGCUGGCAUCUGUGGUUAGUUGUAUAACUAUUGGUGGCAGUAUUUUAACUUGCAUCUCGCCCAUUAUGCCUUCGGUUAAUUCAGCACAUGUAUAGCUUCCACUUUAAGCGAUGGCGGUGUAUGCGUGAGUUUAAGAACAGAGCAAGUGUAAAAGUAAGCGCUUUUCCUGUGUGUGCUCCGGUUGCAUGGCUGUAGAAUAAAUAUCAGCACUGACUUUUUUCCCCCCUCUGUAAUUACUUUCUGUGAAGUACUUCUAUGAGUUGGAAAUGUGUCAAAUGGCAGCUUGAUUUACCGGUGCCUUUAAUUUUACUGUUAUUUCUGGAAAGCGGAUGGGCUACUUGCGGGCAAAACACUAUGCACGGCUGGGUCCCUGGGGCAGGGACUGUUCUUACUCUAUGUGGUUUUAAUUUUUUUAUUCGGAUUCAUUGCUGUUUUGUAAUUAUCUCUGGCAUCAUGUUCUGAAUGUCACAGCAACUUUUUAACUGUUUUGUUAAUAAAGUC